AUGAUCCCGUCUCCCUCUGCUCCUCUGUCUCUUCCUCUCUCUUUCUACCUCUGUUGCUCUGUCUUUCUUUCUCUUUCUCCUUCUGUUUCUCUCUUUUUCUUUCUUUCUCCUUCUGUUUCUCUCUUUUUCUUUCUUUCUCCUUCUGUUCCUCUUUCUCUUUCUCUCCCUUUCUCACUCUGUUCCUCUUUCUCUCUCUUUCUCACUCUGUUCCUCUUUCUCUCUCUUUCUCACUCUGUUCCUCUUUCUCUCUCUUUCUCACUCUGUUCCUCUUUCUCUCUCUUUCUCACUCUGUUCCUCUUUCUCUCUCUUUCUCACUCUGUUCCUCUUUCUCUCUCUUUCUCACUCUGUUCCUCUUUCUAUCUCUGUUCUUCUCUUUCUCUCUUAUCUCUCUUCUUUCUCUUUCUGUUUAUCUUUCUCUCUUCUACCUUUUUCUCCCUCUGUUUCUCUUUCUCUCUCUUUCUCCCUCUGUUUCUCUUUCUCUCUCUUUCUCCCUCUGUUUCUCUUUCUCUCUCUUUCUCCCUCUGUUUCUCUUUCUCUCUCUUUCUCCCUCUGUUUCUCUUUCUCUCUCUUUCUCCCUCUGUUUCUCUUUCUCUCUCUUUCUCCCUCUUUCUCUCUCUCUCUCUUUCUCUUUCUGUUUCUCUCUUUUUCUUUCUUUCUCCUUCUGUUCCUCUUUCUCAUUCUCCCUCUUUCUCACUCUGUUCCUCUCCCUCUCUUUCUCCUUCUGUUUCUCACUCUGUUCCUCUUUCUCACUCUGUUCCUCUUUCUCACUCUGUUCCUCUUUCUCUCUCUUUCUCACUCUGUUCCUCUUUCUCUCUCUUUCUCACUCUGUUCCUCUUUCUCUCUCUUUCUCACUCUGUUCCUCUUUCUCUCUCUUUCUCACUCUUUCUCUCUCUUUCUCACUCUGUUCCUCUUUCUCUCUCUUUUCUCUUCCUCCUCUUUCUCUCUCUUUCUCUCUUUUCUCCUCUUUCUCUUUCUCUCUCUUUUCUCCCACUCUCUCUCUUUCUUUCUCUGUUCCUCUUUCUCUCUCUUUCUCACUCUUUCUCUCUCUUUCUCACUCUGUUCCUCUUUCUCUCUCUCUCUUUCUCCCUCUUUUCCACGUUCUCUCUCUCUUUCUCUUUCUGUUUCUCUCUCUCUCUUUCUCCCUCUGUUUCUCUCUCUCUCUCUCUUUCUCCCUCUGUUCGACUUUCUCUUUCUCUCUCUUUCUUCCUCUGUUCCACUUUCUCUUUCUCUCUCUUUUUCCCUCUUUCUCUCUCUCUCUCUUUCUCCUUCUGUUUCUCUUUUUCUUUCUUUCUCCUUCUGUUCCUCUUUCUCAUUCUCUCUCUUUCUCACUCUGUUCCUCUCCCUCUCUUUCUCCUUCUGUUUCUCUCUUUUUCUUUCUUUCUCCUGUUCCUCUUUCUCUCCCUCUCUCUCUCUCUUUCUUUCUCCCUCUUUUCCACUUUCUCUUUCUCUCUCUUUCUCCCUCUGUUCCUCUUCCCCUCUCUUUCUCCCUCUUUCUCUCUCUCUUUCUCCUUCUGUUUCUCUUUCUCUAAUUCUACCUUUGUCCCACUUUCUCUUUCAUUCUCCCUCUUCCUCUCUUUCUCCCUCUGUUCCACUUUCUCUUUCUCUCUCUCUCCCUCUUUUCCUCCCUCUCUCUCUCUCCCUCUCCCUCCCUCCCUGCUUGUAGGCUUUAUUUACAAUCCUGCUUUGUCCUGUAUAUUAUGGCCUUUCUACUGCUUUUUUCCUCAGAAAUAUUCUGUCGCCAUUGACGGUGAGUCAUUUUUUCUCUUUACAGCCAUCUUCUUAGUAAAUAUGUGCACAUCUUUCUCGUCUGCAAUUUCAUCUGUUUCUCUCUUCAAACUUCAGGAAUUAGUGAAAAAUAGGAAAUUAUUUUCGAUUUUUUUCGUUUCUUACUUACUUUAUUCCCACUUUCUUUCUUUCUUUCUUUCUUUCUUUCUUUCUUGGCUUCUUUCUUUCUUUCCACCUUUUUCUCUUUCUUUGUUAUUUUCUUUCUUUUCUUUAUUUUACCGCUUUCUUUCUCUCUUCCAUUCUACCCCCUUUCUUUCUCUCUUUCAUUCUUUCCCUCUUUCUUUCUUUCUCUCUUUCAUUCUAUCCCCCUUUCUUUCUCACUUUCAUUAUUUCCCUCUUCCUUUCUCUCUUUCAUUCUAUCCCCCUUUUUUUCUCUUUCUUUCUUUCCCCCUUUCUUUCUUUCCCCCUUUCUCUCUCUCUCUUUCUUUCUUUUAUCCUUUUUUUCUCUCUUUCUUUCUUUCCCUCUUUCUUUCUCUCAUUUCGUAUUUUCUUUCUUUCUUAUUUUCUUUUUUCUUUCAUUGGUUCUUUCUUUACCUAUUUCUUUCUUUCUUUCUUUCCCCAUUUCUUUCUUUCCUUCUUUCCAUCUUUCUUUCUUUCCAUCUUUUUUCUUCCUUUCUUUCUUCCUCCCUUUCUUUCUUCCUUUCUUUAUUCAUUUCUUUCUAUUUUUGGAAUGUUCUAACCACUCAAUCACGUGCCUGCCUGACUGACUGCCUGCCCAUCUAUCUAUCUAUCUAUCUAUCUAUCUAUCUAUCUAUCUAUCUAUCUAUCUAUCUAUCUAUCUAUCAGGCAUUUAAUACAUUUUAUCUAUCUAUCUAUCUAUCUAUCUAUCUUGGUCUUUUCAUAUUUAUUUUAUCUAUUUAUUCAUCUUGGUCUUUUCAUAUCGAUCUGAUCUAUUUAAUCUAUAUCGGUUUUUUCAUAUCUAUCUUGGUCGUUUCAUAUCCGUUAUCUAUCUAUCUAUCUAUCUAUCUAUCUAUCUAUCUAUCUAUGUCUGUUCAUACUUAUCUAUCUAUGUAUCUAUUUAUCUAUCUAUCUAGGUCUUUUAUAUCUAUAUUAUCUAUCUCUCUUGGUUUUUUCAUACUUAUCUAUCGAUCUAUCUAUCUUGGUCUUUUCAUAUCUAUCAAUCUGUCUCGGUUUUUUCAUAUCUAUCUGUCUUGGACUUUUCAUAUCUAUUUAUCUGUAUCGGUCUUUCAUAUCUAUUUGUAUUGGACUUUUCAUAUCUAUCUAUCUUGA
Messenger RNA from Acanthosepion pharaonis, 3015 nucleotides. The record is from the annotation of a GenBank genome assembly. Lineage: Eukaryota; Metazoa; Mollusca; Cephalopoda; Sepiida; Sepiidae.